Molecule: messenger RNA, 2830 nt
Organism: Chelonia mydas (Green sea turtle)
Lineage: Eukaryota; Metazoa; Chordata; Testudines; Cheloniidae
Gene: TRUB2
Product: TruB pseudouridine synthase family member 2
Exons: 9
Coding region: 512-1609 (365 amino acids)
Biological process (GO): pseudouridine synthesis; RNA processing
Molecular function (GO): pseudouridine synthase activity; RNA binding
Source: RefSeq, a predicted model, not a curated record
CGGCUGGCCAUGGGGCAGGGGCAGGCUGCUGAUGAAAUCCGGGCGCGGGUGGCGUCCCUCGCCAGGUCUCCUGCCGGGGCAGGGCUGAGGGGCGUGGGCCGGGGUGAGGCUUCUUCCCCCCGCCAUCCUGCCACCGGAGGCGGGGACCCUGGCGAUCCCCGCCUGUGCCAUCCCGCAGCAGGAGGGGGUCGGGGGAAUACGGGGCUCCCCAAGGAGCAGACCCCCCCCCCCAGGGCCCGAGUCGUCACUUCUGUAGCUGCUGCCCAAAGCGUGGUCCUGGCCUGAGGGCUCAGCUGCUAAUGCGUGGCACGUCUUGGCCACUGUACCCAGCUAGGAUCAGAGCAGCCCCCCUUCCCGAGAUCUCCCCGGAACGGGGGCGCCUCCUAGCGCUUGCUCCGGGGGGGAGCGCUUUCAUCAACGCACCCAGUUGGCGGAAGCGCAUGGCGGGGCCCCCUGGGGGAGCGGAGUGGUUGAUGAACCCGUACGGCGGCGAUUUCCUGCCGCCAUAGCCAUGGCCGUCCGCAGGGUAGCUAGGACCGGGCUAAACGGGCUCUUCGCUGUGUACAAACCUCCCGGGGUGGCUUCGAUUAGGGUGCGGGACAUCGUGGAGACUCUGCUCCUGAAAGAACUGAACUCUCUGGAACAGCCAGCUGUGCAGCAGCAAGUACGCUUCCUGCCCACUACUAUAGAAGGAAAUGCUGGGAAAGAGCUGACCCUCGCUGUUACCCAGUUGCCUGUCCUGGCUGCCCACCCACUAGUUAGAGGACCAGAGCUCACUCACUUGAAAAUCGGAGCAGGUCACCGUCUGGAUACAAAGUCAUCUGGAGUGUUUGUGCUUGGAGUGGGCCAUGGGAACAAGCUGCUCACUGAUAUGUACAACGCCCAUCUUACUAGGGCUUAUACUGUUCGUGGACUGUUUGGCAAAGCCACAGAUGACUUCUCAGACACAGGCAAGCUAAUAGAGAAGACCACAUUUGAUCAUGUCACGAGGGACAAGCUGGAGCGGAUUCUUGCUGUCAUUCAGGGAACCAAUCAUAAAGCUCUGCUGAUGUACUCUAACAUUGACCUGAAAACUCAAGAGGCCUACGAGCUGGCUAUUGAAGGUUUAAUUCGCCCGAUGGAAAAAACCCCUCCAUUAAUCACAGCAAUUCGAUGCCUCCAAUUUGCACCUCCAGAAUUCCAACUAGAUAAUGUAAUUGAACAUAAAUUCCUUUUUCAAAUCCUACUGAACUUCUGGUCUCAGCGAUAUCUUGUGGACAAGAAUUCUACAGAAAUCCAGUGUUUGCAUGAGACCCAGCAGUACCUCCGAAAAAUAGUUCACGAGAUUGGCUUGGAGCUGAAAUCAACUGCUGUGUGCACCCAGGUCCGGCGGACACGGGAUGGCUUUUUCACUCUAGACAAUGCUCUCCUGCGAACGCAUUGGAACCUGCAGAAUAUCCGGAAUUCAAUUCAAGACUCUAAGAUCAAAGUGAAACUGGAGCUUCAGAGAAACUUGGGCCACCAAGCUAGGAGUGGUAAAAGACACACCAAUAUGGAUCAGGUUGCAGCGAGUGAACUGCACAGUACAGAGGGAACGUCUGCAAGCGAUCUGACUCAUAAAAUGAGAUAACCACAUGCUGACUGAAAAGUGGAGAGUAAUAGGAAGGGAAAAUGGUGGUUGCAGUCCACAACUAGCCCUUCCUUGGGGUGGUCCUUGAUUUAGCAAGGGUUGCUUAUGUUUUCAUUCAGGCAAGGCAUUUCUCCAUUGAUGGGCAGAAUAAUUUUUGUAAGUAUUGCACAACACUGCAGCAAAACUGUUGACAUCUGAGAUGAGCAUACAUUUCCUUGCAAAGCCAAAACUGCUACUGACUUCAGUGGGAAUGUCAAGUUUGGUGAAGGAUGUAAGAGUGGGCCCUUAAAUUAGUUUAGAAGUGGAAAUACAACCAGUGUGUUGCAGGCUUUACUACUUUUAUUCUCUUUAUGUGCCUUGUGACAGAGUAUGACCUAAGUGGUUCUUUUCCAAUUAACUAAUUUUUUUUAUUAUGACACUUUCUAUAGAUCAGCCCCAUUUUCAAAUACAUGAAAGGAGUAAAGAUUAAUUGUUCAAACCAAGAAAGGGUUCUGCUUAGGGGAAACUGCAGUGUAAGCAACUAAGACUAAAGUGGUGAGGUAAUACUAUUUCUCAUGCAGGGUAACUAAUAUCUGGAGCAGGUUAGUCAGAAAGCCAGUUAAAACAAGAGGAGGGAGAGGUAGGCUUAUAAUAGAGGACUGGAGUAGGAUGUAAAAACAAGAAGUUGAAAUGGGGUGAAUUUAAAAUCCUAGGUAAUAUAUUUUAUGGGGAAAGAUGCUGUUAUCUGAUACUCAAACUUAAGUCAACAGGGCCAAAAGCCCCUGCAUUUUGUUUGCAUGCAUCUGUAGUCAUCCGUGAUGUAUUUUUUCCUGCAGCAAAAUUAUACGUUACCUUCAAAGAGAAACAGUAAGGAAGUACAGCUUUAGAAUUCACUGAGAUUCCAUUAGUGCUCAUUUAAAGCUACAAAUCAUUAUUUUACAUAAACGAUGACAGUUACAUUAGCAAUCAGCUAAUAUAUUUCUGAAAUGUAUAGGGCUCAAAGUGUGAUGCCAAGAUGUACUAAAGGAUUGCAAUAUAAGAUUUUGAUGGAGUGCCACUCAUUAAUAUCUAGGUUAUGCUUUGCAGUGAGAAAUCUCCUCUCACGUGAGGGCUCAAAAUUAGGGGUAACACCCCUCAUUUUAGAAUCUAAAAAUAUUUUAAAUAUAAAAGUGAUGGUGCAUUGGUUAUUACCAUAGUGAAGAUUACCUUCUCCCCCACGCUUCAUUAGAAAUAUCUUGCAGA